GGCCCAACAAAAUCAUAUGCCAUUCGAUCGCCCGUCAACCGAUCGCCGAUCUGAUCUUCGCCGAAGUCAUUCGAAUCGCCACCGCUCUCCGCCGUCUGCAACAGCACUCUGGCUAAAUUCAGUCGAUAGUGUUUAAAGAGCCGGCCGGUGCACAAGGCAUCCCGCGUUCACGCAGGCUCCAGGAUAGUGUUUGAAAAGGUAAAAUUCUACGAACUUGGUGUUAAGGUGACAAACAAAGAGCAUGCUUUCGGGAUUGAAGUUCGUACCACGCGAGCAGGUAGAAAAGGCAAAGGAUGAAAGCUUGGAUGAUUCUCGAAAACAGAGGAGUAAAUCUGGUCAUAAGAAGGAAAGGGAGAGAAAGAAAAAGAAAAAAUUUCGUUCCACUAGUUCAGAAGAUGACGACGUUGAAAAAAUAAGAGCGAGGUCAAAGAAAAAGAAAUGGUAUGCCUCAGAUGACGAUUUGUCCUCGUAUUCAGAUGGAAGUGGGAGUGAGAGUUCUUCUGAUUAUGAGAGAAAGAGUAGUAGUAGGAAGACAAGUAAGAAGAGAAGAAGCAAGGAUGGAAAAAGUAAAGAAAGAAGCAGAAGAUCUUCAUCUGAGUCUGAAAGUGAAAAAAGGAAAAGAAGUAAGAAAGAUAGACAAAUUCGGAACGAGGAUGAUGAACUGGAAGAUAACUUGCUUGAUAAUGACACUGGUGGAUCUAAGUCGCGUAAUGAUCAUGAACUUGUGAGAAGAGAAAUGGGGUUGGAUUGGAUGCUGCGGCCAAAAGACAAUGUGGAUAAGAUUCCCGAACCAGCUUCUAACUGUUCAGCCGAGGAGACUCCAGCCGAAGAGGUGCCAAAAGUAAAUCCCAGAGAACUGAACCCAUAUUUGAAGGAUGGUGGAGGUGGUUAUCCUGAUGAUUCAAAAGGAACAAAUACUGGUGGUAGCCAACUUCUGUCUACUGCUGUUAUUGGUGAUGGAGGUGCAAGUUGGAGGCUCAAAGCCUUGAGACGAGCUCAAGAACAAGCAGAUCGUGAAGGACGGAAGCUUGAUGAGGUGGCAGCAGAACGCUGGGGCUCACUUAGUCAGCUUGCUGUUUCUGUGGCUUCUGGUAAAGCUGCACCUACCCGUGCUCAUCUACAUGCUAUCAACGAUAGGAGGCGAGGGGUAAUGGAUGACAAAGAAGCUGUUGCAGACAAAAGAAAUCAGACUUAUGCUAAAAAGGACACAUCCUCUGGUCAUUCUAAAAUGCGAAUGCCCAACUCUAAAGAUUCUUUAUCAUGGCGCAAAGAGAAAAAUCAAAAUAUAUCCAAUGCGGAUGCGGGGCUUAUUGCCACUGCAAUUUCUAGUGUAAAUAAAUUUUCCAACGACGGAAAUUUUAUGCGUGAAUUUAUGCAUGAAAAGAGUGGUGAUCCCAGUCUUGCUCGUGAUUCUUCAAAUCCAAGGUCAGGAGUCUCGGAAUCAAAACCAGAUUUACCAGUAUAUGAGAAAACAAGUGAAGAUGGAACAAAUAUCAAACCAGCCUUGACUGCAAAUCAAUUAGCUGCAAAAGUGAUGCAGCUUCGCAUGAGAGGGAUGCAUGAUGAAGCAGAAAAACUUCUGAAAGAAACAGAGGAGAUGAAAAUGAAACAAACUGCUAAUGAUGUGUCGAGCAGACCCACCGAUUCAUGGGAGCACAAGCAGCAUACUGAAUCUGCUGGCUCUUAUCCUUUAUUUAGAUAUGUGAUGCAUGACCUAUCUGCUCGGCAAAAGAAGAAAAUGGAGGAUGCUGAUAUGCAUCUUGCUCAGAAGAUAGCGCAAAACAAACAAUAUAGUACGUAUGGUCAGGCAGAUGAUGAGUAUGAUUAUGAUGAUGGGCCGAGGAGGAAGUCCCGGAAAAAAGUAGGAAUGGAGAAUCAGAAAUCUCUUGAGGUAGCUCAUCAUGCAAAGCGCGUUUUGACUCAGCAAGAGAGAUGCCAAUUCUGCUUUGAGAAUCCAACAAGACCAAAGCACUUGGUGGUUGCCAUUGCAAAUUUCACUUACUUAUCACUGCCAGUUUGGCAGCCGAUUGUCCCAGGUCAUUGCUGCAUCUUGACAAUGCAGCAUGAAUCAGCUACAAGAUCUUUGGAUGAUAAUGUCUGGGAGGAGUUUAGGAAUUUCAAGAAAUGCCUCAUAAUGAUGUUUGCAAAGCAGGAGAAGGAUCUUAUUUUUCUCGAGACUGUGAUGGGUUUGGCCCGGCAAAAGCGGCAUUGUUUGAUCGAGUGCAUUCCUAUGCCCAAGGAAGUUGCGAAGCAGGGACCUCUGUACUUUAAGAAGGCGAUUGAUGAAGCAGAAGAUGAAUGGAGUCAACACAAUGCUAAGAAGCUCAUAGAUACAAGUGUGAAAGGGUUGCGGUCCUCAAUUCCUAAGGAUUUUCCGUACUUCCACGUUGAAUUUGGCUUAAACAAGGGGUUCGUUCAUGUAAUUGACGAUGAGACACAGUUCAAUAGCAGCUUUGGCCUCAAUGUGGUAAGAGGAAUGUUGAAGUUGCCACCUGAAGACAUGCAUCAGCAGCGUCGGAAGCGUGAAUCAGUGGAGACACAGAGACAAGCUGUUGCUAGUUUUAUUCGAGAUUGGCAGCCUUUUGACUGGACUAAACAGCUCGACUGACAACACAUUAGAUGUAUGAUAUCUGUACUCUGGAUAUAAAUUUGUUAUCCACAUGUCGGUGUAGAUUGUGUUUGUAAAUGAGGUAGCGAGCGAGUAAUCAUACUCUCUCUAUCAAUAUUCUUGCGUGAUUGUAAUUUGGUUUUAAUCCUGGAAAUGUAAAUUCAUUGGAAUUUUUUAUCGCGGAAAGGAAAUGGAAACGAUAUGGUUAAAGCCUC
This is a messenger RNA of Nicotiana tabacum (common tobacco), 2823 nucleotides long. NCBI's taxonomy places the organism in Eukaryota, Viridiplantae, Streptophyta, Magnoliopsida, Solanales, Solanaceae. The record is from RefSeq and is a predicted model, not a curated record.